AUGAGUGAUUUGAUAUUAUUCCGUCGACCUAGGAGAGCUGUCGACACAGCAUCACCAGAUCAUUGUCGUAUCUAUAGAAGUGAGAAACUGACAGUUACCUCCAAUAGAAAGUAUCCCUCUCUGAAGGGAAAUCAAAAUACUGCAAGAUAUAUCAAUAUCUCAACUAUGAAUACUAAACCAUCGUCUUUCAUGAAUCCAUAUAAAUACUGGAGUCAUAGAAGUUCUAAACGCCCUAUAGACAAUGUCUACAAUCCAUUAUCUCUGAAAGGAAAUAUACUCAAUAAAGACGAUUGUUAUAAUAAUGAUGAUAUUCAGUGUCCAAUAGAAACAUGUAAUCAAUUACACGUAUCUAAGCAUACACAACGUGCUCAUGACUUUGAAUGUUUGAAAUCUGAUCCAGUAGAUGCAUCAACAACAACAACAACAACAGAAAUUGACUUCACCGAUAUUUUACAAAAAAUUCCUCCACCAAUGAAACGAACACCAUUGUAUCAUGACUUAAUAAAGAUUGCUCGUGAAUUAAGAAAUGUCCUUCUACCGACUUUCGAGGCUGAUAUUACAUGUUCAAUUAAAAAACUUCCUAAGAAUUAUCAAGAAUCUUCUGUGGGACAUCAAAAUAAUUAUGCAAUUAUUUUGAAAGAGAAAUUAACCGACAAUGAGAUUAUUUUAUCUGAGUAG
Molecule: messenger RNA, 678 nt
Organism: Trichobilharzia regenti
Lineage: Eukaryota; Metazoa; Platyhelminthes; Trematoda; Strigeidida; Schistosomatidae
Source: the annotation of a GenBank genome assembly